GACACCUCUGCAUCAGAAGUUCAGCCUGAGGCGCAGGAGGCUGGCACGGAGCACUUUGACGCUUCACUUCCUGGCAGCGUAGUGGCUGUGCCACCUAUUUGGACGAAUGAAGAUGGCAGCUUUCGAACGCAGCCAGACAUCCCCGCACCGCCACCACGGAAGCCGCCUCCUCUGCGGAAUUCCACAAUUGCACCCUGGGUCCUUGCAGCCCGCCAGGCGGACAUAGCGCAAGCCAAAGAGGAAGAGGAAUUAGAGGUGGACUACGAUGAGUAUGGAUCUGGUGGAGGGUCCCCGCGCUCCGCAGAAGGAUCUCAGCUCUCAAGUGCUGAAAUGUCUCAAGGCUCUGCUUAUGCCUCCAUGCCUUACAGCGUUGAUAGCCAGCCGCCUGUGGACCCGGAUGCGAACUACGGCGGAGUCACCCUUUCUCAGCUCGAGGAGUUCCUGGCAGUUCGUAAAGGCAUGCGGACAGCUUGUGGCACCUUGCCGAUGACUUUCGCAAUUUGGCUGGCCUACGUAUUGCUGGUGAUCACCAUGGGAGAAGCGGAGGGGCCUUUCCAGACAGCGAACAUUCUAAAGGAGGAGAUCAGCGGGGCUCGAGCACACCGGCCGGACUCUAUGGGACUGAACAGAACUUUUCGAUUGCAUGAGAUGCAUGACUUGGGUGAUAUUGGAUGGUGGAUGAAAACAGCCUUGGCUCCGACCAUCGAUCCCCAAAGCAGUCGCAUGGACAAUGCAGUGAAAAUUGUGGGCUUUGCGAGAGUCACCCAGUUGAAGGGCACGAUGGUUGAAUGCGACGGCUUGACAUCCAACCUGAAGCGAUUCUAUCCUGGUGUUUGCUACCCUCCCGCAUCUCCCGGCACUGUGGUAAACUCAUUUGGGCCCGCCGAUGUCGAUGACGCCUUCCAGGCACUGGGUCCGCAACGACCCGUCGGGGAGUUCGAGGCUUGGUUGGACACAGGACGCCCUGUCACCGAAGUGCAAUCGCGGAUUGACAGUCUCAUUGACAAUGACUGGAUAGAUAGAUUGACGCAGCACCUCACGAUGGAUGCGUUUUUCGUGAAUUUGCAAACCAACGUUUAUGUGCGAAUCCGGCUGCUUAUGGUGGUUCACAGAGAGGGCCUCAUCGAGAGCAGCAUGCGUGUGAUUCCAAUGAAAGCAGAAGUGGUCACGCACUGGUCGCACAUAUUUCUCAACCUAUGCUUUGCGAUCUUGUUGUCUGUGCAGCUACUGUGGUUCAUGCAGCAGUGCCUCACUGAAUACAAGCGAGGGCUUUGGCAGCUGCAUUUUUGGGAUAUCUGGACAUGGUUGGACAUGGUGUCGAUUCUUGUGGCGCUGGUCAUCGUGUUCAUGGCUCUAGCCUUCGUGGUGGACACGCAAAACUUCACCGUCAUGGUUUCCGACUUGGGCGACAUGCCGACCUGGUCGGUGUUAGAAGCACCUGCAGCUCGUAAAGUCCAGUCGAUUCUGCAGAAUCGAGAGUAUCGGAACAAG
Messenger RNA from Symbiodinium necroappetens, 1491 nucleotides. The record is from the annotation of a GenBank genome assembly. NCBI's taxonomy places the organism in Eukaryota, Dinophyceae, Suessiales, Symbiodiniaceae.